Molecule: messenger RNA, 1294 nt
Organism: Labrus bergylta (ballan wrasse)
Lineage: Eukaryota; Metazoa; Chordata; Actinopteri; Labriformes; Labridae
Gene: fkbp11
Product: FKBP prolyl isomerase 11
Biological process (GO): protein peptidyl-prolyl isomerization
Cellular component (GO): endoplasmic reticulum
Molecular function (GO): peptidyl-prolyl cis-trans isomerase activity
Source: RefSeq, a predicted model, not a curated record
CUAGUCCUUAUCGCUCCAGUAUUAUAACACAUCAGCAUUACGCGGCGCUGAGUCAUCUCUCUCUCUUCCCCCCUUGCCUCUCUCUCUCUCUCCGUCUGCAGUCGUGUGCAGAAGAAGCCCACUCGGAAGUUGUUGAAUGGCAGAUCUUUUCCAGUAGUUCACAAUGAAGGCCAGCGUUUUCCUGCUCCUGCUCGCGGCUCUCACCUGUGGGCUCGCGCGGGCAGAAGAAAAUACAGCUGAAGAGCUGCAGGUUGAGACUCUGGUGAGACCCGAAACUUGCUCUGUACUUUCCGGAAUGGGAGACACGCUGAAGAUCCACUACACGGGAAAACUUAUGGAUGGAAAGGUGAUCGAUUCAUCGCUCUCCAUGGACCCUCUUGUUGUCGAGCUUGGAAAAAGAACAGUCAUUGCAGGUCUAGAACAAAGCUUGGUCGGCGUGUGUGAAGGGCAAAAAAUCAAAGCCACUAUUCCAUCUCACCUUGCGUAUGGGAAAAAAGGUUACCCUCCUACGAUUCCAGGUGAUGCUGUUCUUGAGUUCGAGGUGGAGGUGGUUUCUGUGAUGCAGCAGACGCCGUGGCAGAAAAUGGUCAACGAUGUGUUCCCCCUCGUGUGUUUAGCCUUGGUGCCCACUCUGCUCGGACUGGUGGGAAUUUACCUGUACAAAAAGGCCAAUGCAGAGAAGCCAAGCAAAAAGAAGGCAAAGGAUAAGAAGAUCAAGAAAAAAUAAGGACAAAUGACAGAACUAUUUAAAUAAAUUUUUUAAUUGUAUUGUGUACUCCAUGUUUAUUUAAUAUUAUUCCAUAACUGUAAUAUGUGUUUAAACACCUGGAUACCUGGAGGAUAUUUUAUAUCUAAUUAUCUGCAUUCGAAAACAACUGUCCCAACUUCAAGGGGAUUCAACUAAAUAAAAUAUGUCUCCCUCUUUAAGAGAGGAAUAGCAAGAGAUAGUCAGAAUGUGAGUGCAUAAAGGAGCUUUAAAGCUCUCUUCUUAUUGAUUUUUCUUUAAUAUAGCAUAUGUAUUUGCAUCUCCAUGCUGUGUUUAUCCAUCUGUAUAUCAAUCUUCAGAGCCCUUAACUGCACUGAAGCAAGACAACACAAAGGCAAUCAGAUGAUCUCCUUAAUUGCACUCAACAGAGUAUUUUGAAGCUGAUGCCACUAGUGCUGAAUCUGGACCUACCAGGGAUCCACAGUGCAUGUCUUUAAGGCUCCAGAGCCUAAGUUAAGAGUAAGAUAUCAUAGAUGUAUUUUAUAAACAAAAAAUCGUGGAAUAAACUUGUCCUGUUUUCAAAAGUCU